Molecule: messenger RNA, 4349 nt
Organism: Anthonomus grandis grandis
Lineage: Eukaryota; Metazoa; Arthropoda; Insecta; Coleoptera; Curculionidae
Gene: Zcchc7
Exons: 10
Coding region: 189-4274 (1361 amino acids)
Molecular function (GO): zinc ion binding; nucleic acid binding
Source: RefSeq, a predicted model, not a curated record
GCAACCCAUUAACAAAUAUUGCAACCUAACCUCAAAUAAAUAAAUAAGAAAAUUCGCGUUUUCAUCUAAAUUUUCCCUAUUUUCCACACGUUUUAAUGUAAUUUAUCAAUUUCACUCUUAGUUUAGUGGUGCCGAGGAUCCCUAGGCCUCCAAAUAAACCGUUAAUUAAGGGGCCCACCGCCAGUGGCAUGUUGACUGACGAGGUGCCGGAGGAAGUCAUCGACGAGGACCUAGAAGCGCUACUGUACGCUCAGGUUUACUAUGGCAAGCCUGGGGACGACAGUCCUGCUGAGCCCCUUUUAUUAGAAUCAUUACCUGUAGAGGGCCCCCCUUUAGUCGAGGAGCACUCCUCUUCAAGCUUAUCACAGCCUGAGCCCGAUCUGGAGCUGCAAGGAAGUUAUAAGAAUAUUAUAAAGAAAAAUAAGACUGCCGGUCAAUAUUUGCAAAAUUUUAGUAAUCAGGAGGACAAAGAAAUUGAUGUUGGCACUAAUCCGAAGCCUGAUUCACCAUCCAACCCGCCUGAAGUUAAUUCUUCAACCCCUCCGCCCCAGCAGUAUGUAGAAAUAUCUACAUCAACGGCUGGUCAAGGUGCAAUAAGCCCCACUCAAGUGGUCACCCAAAUCCCGGUACUGUCCACAUCCACCCCAAAUAAUAUUACGAUCAAUCAGUACUUUUACCCCACCGAUAAUUUUUUGAACCACUUUAACUACUUAAAAAAACGCCUCCGGUGGACCGAUAAAUGCGAAGAGAAUUAUCAACGGUUGCAAGAGGGUUCGAUCAAACCGAAAACGUUUUUACGAUUGUUGAGGCAACAGGCGCGCCACCAGAAACGUAAAGCGAAGAGAUACGCGAAAUUACAAGAGAAAAUUCAAAUUUCCAAAGCGAAUCUGGCGGUAAAAGAGGUGAUUUGUGUGAGCGACAGCGAUAAUAAUUCGGACGUGGAAAUCGUGGAGGGCGACAUGCAACCGAAGGAUAAAAGUGAGGAGGAGGAUGAGAUUAUUUACGUGGAACCGCCCCCGGUUCCGGUUAUAAGCCUGGAGGACGACAGUGGGGCCGAAUCGGAGCAUAUCGAUGUGGUCACUUGUGAGGCUGCACCCCAGGACGAUGCCUCAAAUGAUUUUUUGGGACCAGCCGAUCCGUUGGAAAAGGAAAACUUCAACUUCAGCUUGCACGGUUCCGAUUUCCAAGAGGUGGAGUUCGCCCGACCGGCUAAUCCGAGUGCGGACGUCUACGAAACCGAAAGUAGCACCAGCACCUCCGAUUUCAAUCGCGAUUCGAGUCGAUCCUUCAGUAACAGCGUGAAAACGAUCGUGUUUUCCGAGGUGGAUUUCCCGAAAGAUGACAUUUUCGAGGGGGGUAACUUGGAGAAGUUCGACGACUUGAUAACCCCGAGGCGGGAGGCGGAGGUGCCUGCGGAGAGGCCAAAAGAGAAAGAAAAGAGCGGAAAAACGCGGAGAGUGACCCCGAAAACCGGCUCCUCGUCGGAGAGCAGCUCGGAGAGCGAUUACGAUUACAGCGAGACUCAUAAGAAUUUACCGGAUUUGUCGCCGAUGAUUACAGCUGACGAUACGCCUAGAAAAAGUGCUAAAAAAUUGAAGAAAGCGAGCUCGCAAUUGUUAGAACAGGACGAAUCUGAGGAACCUAGGAGUAAAAUGACAAGGAGUAAAUCUGCUGCUGAAGAGGAACCGGAAACCCCCAAAAAGAAAUUUAAGAAGAAGAAGAAAAAGAAACCGGAUGAAGAGGAGGAACCGGAGCAAUCCGAACCAGAGUCUGCCAAGAAAAAGGCGAAAAAACCUAAAAGAAAAUCCUCUAAGGAAUUAGAAGAACCGGAAAAUAACGACAAAAAGACCAAAAAAGGGAAAACCAAACCGCCCUCCGAAUCGGAAGAGAAAAAGAAAACCAAGAAGAAGAAACGUGACAAAGAGAGCGAAGAAUCCGAGGACGCUUUGAAGAAAAAAGCGAAAAAACGCAAACAAAAACCCACCGAAGAGCCUCCUCUGCAAGAAGAGCAACCUGAAGAGGACAAAACCAAGAAAAAGAAACGAACUUCACUUGAAACCCCUUUCGAUGGUGAAGUUACCGAGGAGGAAGUAGAGGAGAGAGAAGCGGAGAUUCUGGAGGUCCCUCAGAGACCUGAAGGCAGGGUUAUCGUGGAGGAAGACCGUGGAGAUCAAGAGGAGGGGUCCCGGGAAGACGGCGAAUUGGUAGAGGAGGAGGAGGAUAUUGUGCUAAUUGAGCCUGUGGUGCCGGUACACACCAUAGAGUCCUCUUCGGACUCCGAGGAUGACAUUUUAACCUUUGAGGACCUCAGUGACGAGCUGGUACUCGCCAACAUUAAAACUCCCCCAAAAACUGCUGAAAAGCCUUCGGAAGAACCGGCUUGGGCCGAACAAUUCGACGUGGCGACUUUACAAAAAACCAUGUCAGACGAUCCCGAGAAAUGGAAGGUGGCGCAGGCGGACGUUUCCUACGUGCCAAACAGGGACAGGAUAAGACGGAGGUGCGCGAGGUGCAGGCAAAUGGGCCAUUUGGCCGUCAAUUGUACGAAUAAGUCGAGCGUACCGGUGUGUAGUUUGUGCGGCAAAAGUGGGCACCAGGAACCGAGGUGUCCGAAUAAGAUUUGUUUGUCGUGCGCCAACCCCGGCAAUUACUCCCUGGUCUACUGCUACAAAUGCGCCAAGCUUCGCAAAAGAAAGUGCGACACGUGCCAUUUAGAGGGGCACACCUCCAGCUCCUGUCCGGACUCCUGGAGGCGCUACUAUCUGACGACCACCGAAGGCCCCCUGGUAAAACCGCAAACCAAGAAGCUCACGGGCCGGAAAUGGUGCUCGGGGUGCGCCUCUAGCGGCCAUUUGGAGCACGAGUGCACCAGCUACAAGUGGAUCCGGGAGUAUCCGGCCGCUUCACCCCAAAUUUUUCAUUAUCAGGAGUUGUACAACAGGAAUAAGACCAAUAAAGAGAAGCAGGAUUCUAACUCGUCCGAUUUACGUCAAAAAACAACCAACACGCCCCGAAAGGAACCGGUGACCAGCACGAUAACCAGCCAGGAGGCGGCUGAACCACCACCAUCACCACCCCCGGCAGCUACUUUGGACUUCAUCCCGCCUCAGACCCACUUGAAUUUCACUCCGCCGCCGCCCCCCAGGGGGCGCAGACCGCGCGUGAAUCCAUUUUCGAUGAUGCACAGCACGCGGUACACCCCCUACAACAGUCUGAUCCACCCUAACAAUCAAAGGAACACUCCCCCGUUUACUUUUAGCGGCACCCCUUCACUCACGGAUUUCGAGGUGCCUUACAACGGUGCCACCUCCUCCUCCUCGCAGAACCAUCAGAUGAGUUUGUUCAAUAGUGUGCCGCCUCAUUUGAUGGCUCAGCAGGUGUCCAACCUGUGGAGUUCUUCGGUACACCAGGUGGAGAAUACUGUGACUAGUUACCAAACGAAUUACGGGGGUGGGGGAGAGUAUAACUAUACGCAGGACAGUUAUUUUGCUGGCAGGACCAAUCAGUUUGAUCAGCAGAGGAUUCCGUCGCUAACCCAUUACGGAGAGCAACAUUCCAGAGUAAACUUCGGCACCGGUCAACUGAGUCAACUGAGCCAGAUCCAGUCGAAUUACAUCGAUUUUUCGCUUCCUUUGCCUCCUCCAACCUACAACCCGCCCCCCGAUAACAUCUUCACCUUAUCCACGGAACCCAAUAGGGAGAACCUGAACGCUAGGGCCAUAGUAUCGACCAGCACCCCGGAAACAAUUCCUCCACUCAAUCCCCCUCUUAGGGAGGUGGAAGAAGCGUUUAUACCGCUCUCAGUUAACUCGCAAAACCGCGAUAAAAAUUACCCGAAAAAGUUGAACAACGUGGACGAAACCACUAAGCAGAAAUUCCUGAAUUUCCCGAUAGGGGACUUGGUGCAAUUACUGGAGGAUGAAAUUAAAAAAUUGACGGAUAUAAAGCCGAACGAGACGAGGAUGUUUAAGAAACGACUGAGCGGUGUCGAGCAAUUGAAGUCGAUAGAGAUAAAAACGAAUUCGGUGAAAAAGCAGAUCUGUUUCCAGUACAAGCGGUUCAACAUGUACCUGUUCGGGGUGCGACAGUUGGACGAGGGUAAAAAACAUUUGGACUAUUUGAGGAAUUUCGUGAGGAAUGGCGGAAAAACCCUCUCGGAGUCUAAGAGACUCGCCCUGUUGGAGGCUUACGGGUACGUCUUCGGUGGGGAGCAUCCGGGGUUGGACUACGCCAAGUACUUGAAGCGGUACGUUCCGCUAAGGAAUUUUGAAUAGUUUAUUUUUUUUUUUGUUACGGUUGUUUUCAUAUAUUUUCUUAUGAAAAAAUAAAGUAUCAGUUGUGAACUUGAA